Messenger RNA from Endocarpon pusillum Z07020, 4026 nucleotides. RefSeq lists its product as uncharacterized. NCBI's taxonomy places the organism in Eukaryota, Fungi, Ascomycota, Eurotiomycetes, Verrucariales, Verrucariaceae. The record is from RefSeq and is a predicted model, not a curated record. Bases 1 to 4026 code for a protein of 1341 amino acids. The transcript is spliced from 3 exons.
AUGUCUUCGUCUGUGCCUGUCGAAUCUCCUCAAGCAGGGGCUCGGUUAGGCAAGAUGUCGGAUGACAACGUGGGUAAUCUUGAUGUGGGAUGGCUACUGCAUUCGAGGAAAGAUCAAAUCCGACGAAACAGCGUCAAUGCCCCCAAGAUACAAACUCAUCAUCCACCUUCUACAACCUUGCGAGCUGAGCCCACACCACCACAAACGCCAGUAUCUACCCAAGAGCCACGCAUAUUAGCAGAGUCAGAUGGCGCAAACAAUAUCAACGAGAGGGUGACGGUAUCUAAUAGCCAAGAAGUGAGUGGACAACCAGAAGCGCCUAGGCCUUCCCCGGCGAGCGACGGUUCCCCUGCCACUGUGACCGCUCCGGCUCCGAAUCCUACUCCGCCUGCCUCGCAAGGGCAAAAACACCACCUCAAGCGUCCUCACCUCCUCGGCCGAACAAGUCAACAAGACGAGAACAAGAACCCAUCGCAAAACAGCCCCAAAGUGAACCUCUCGCCCAAACAGCCUCCGCGUAGGGCCUCCUGGAUCGCCAAUUUGAGCUCCAAGUUCUCCUCUUCCUCCGGUGCGCCGUCACCAACUCGCAGUUCCAGCAUUGACGCUUCAGCAACCUCUAGUAACACGCGCCCUACUAGUCCAACUGUACAACUUACCAAUCCCUCCAGCACAGCGCAAAAUGGAGGUGGUCCAAAGGUGGAUCUCAGGAAAGAAGCAAAACAGGAGGAUCAGCCAGCUCUUACACCUGUUCAUGCGACUAGGCGGCCAUCGGUGUUGGUACAAGCUGGCAAGGAACGAGAUGAUAACCCAGGCUUCUUGCAGAGCGCACUCAGGAAAUUUUCCUCUUCUGGUCAUGCAGGUUUCGGGAAGGGGGCUGGUAAUAACCAAGCAUGCCAGCGUAGGAUCAUGAAUGUGGACCGGAAUAGGGAGCGUGUUAAGAUAACCGAACUCGAACCUAGCAAAUUGAAACGAGUUGCUUUCUGCGUUGACGUUGAAAUAGCGGGCUAUGCCAGCUGGCAUGAAGUCGAAGAGUUCGAAGCAGAGCGUAGGGAACAAAGAGCACCUGAAGUUCCAGUAGCCCGCCGGCAGAGCUUACCAAUGCUAGAACUUCAAGUUCAAGCUGCCAAAAACAAGAAAGAUAAAAAGGAUGGCAAGAAAGAUGUCAAGGAGGCAAUGCUCAAAGACAAGGCUGAAGGCGCUGUGUUGAAGAACCCACAAGCGGCAAAGGUGCAGAAAGAAGAAAUGGAAACAGUGGUACAGAACAAUGAAAAGGCUACGGAUCCGUCCAGUCAACCCACAGCAUCGGCUACCGUACCAGAGCCCCAAGAGCCAGCUGACACAGCUGCAGAAGCAGCGUCAAGUGACCCACAACAAAUUGCUGGAACCAGGAAAAAGGAAAAGAAGAAGAGAUCGGAAGCAGAACGUAAAGAGAGGAAGGAAAGGAAACGGAGACAUGCCGAAGCCAAUGGCAAAGUCCCACUAGAACUAACUGGCUGCAACGAUGACGGAGAGGACGACUCAAGUCCGUCACCGUCUCCUCCUGGUGCCUCCACUCCAAACAUGACUUCAUCCCCCACGACUGAUCCUCUUCGGAUAUAUAAACGAUGUGCUCAGCUGAGAGAAACCAGCAUCGUGAAGAAAGUCUGUGAUCAGAUAUCCUCACCUUCAUCCACUUUUGCCGAGUCGCCGGGAACUGUUGCUGUACUAGAUCUUUCUGGAACAGUAAUGACAUUGCCCGAGCUCGUCACUCUGGGCGACUGGCUCGCCGUUGUGCCUGUCCGAAAACUUCUGCUUGAAGAUUGCCAGCUGACCGACGAGGGACUCAGAGUUGUGUUGUCAGGGCUAUUAGGUUGUAAGACACCAGAACAAGCAAAGCAGAACAAGAAGCUUCCCAAACGAGGAACCGGUCGGAAAGGUGAAGAGCAGCUUGGCGUUAUUGAAAAGGUCUCACUCAAGGGUAACUCGAAGCUUACAAGCAUCGGUUGGAAACACAUUGCAUUAUUUCUACAUAUGUCGAAGUCUCUAAGGGCUAUUGAUCUAUCCGGGAUACCUUUUCCAGCUGAAAGCAUGUCUGGAGAAUUAUCAAGGACGAAUACAGCAAACACGGCAGCAAGCAAUACCACAAACAUGAGCCACUCCAGUAAUGGUAGUCUAGGAUCGGUUUUGUCAAGAGCUCUUGCUGAGCGGUUUGCUGGCAAUAAGCUGGAAGAACUAAUACUAAGCACUUGUUCUCUAUCGACUAGCAACAUCAGCGAUAUCAUUGAUGCUUCUCUGAAAUGCAGGCUGAGGAGACUGGGUCUCGCGGGAAACAACAUCACCACGGAAGGCUUAGAUCACAUUGUUCGUUAUGUCGAAUCUGGUGUUUGCGAAGGUCUGGAUCUCGGGGAUAACGAUUUGCACGGUUGCAUGGAGCCGCUAUCAAAUUCAUUUACCACCGAAAACAACUUUUUUGCUCUGAGCUUGUCCGGCUGCAAUCUGACAACUUCAGACCUCAAAGUCUUGCUUCCAAGUUUUGUCAAGCUGAAGAACUUUCGAUUUGUGGAUCUCUCGCACAAUUCAAGACUGUUCGCUACACAGCCAAACGCAGUGUCUAUUCUCAGGAAGUACCUACCUCAGAUGGCCUCCUUGAAACGCAUUCAUUUGAACGACGUCGGACUAUCCUCUGAACAUGCGAUAGCUUUGGCUGAGAUCUUGCCUGAGUGCUCUUCGUUAGCACACCUAAGCAUCCUUGACAAUGCUCCUAUCAGUGAACUCAUGAACUCGAAAGACAGUGGUGCACAAGAAGAGGCUUGUGCACUGUUCGCUUCUCUAAUGACUGCAGUGCGCGUAUCGCAUACUAUCAUUGCCAUCGAAAUCGAAGUCCCAAGUGCUGAAAGCAACGAGGUCGUCAAGGCGAUGGCAUCCCAAGUGAUCGCCUACACGUUGAGAAAUAUGGAGCAUGGUGCUUUGCGAGAGCUAGAGCCGUCACCUUCCUCGAAGGGUGCCCCAGACAAGGAUGCUCCAGAAAUCCUUCUACAUAUUGUCGGACACAUGGAAGGAUACCAAGAAAAUCACGAUGCAGAUGAUCCUGCACCCGAUGAUGACUAUCUCAUGGGAGGCAAUGCUAUAGUGAAAGCACUUGGUGUGUGUCUAAGGAGUGCUGAUGAGAAAAGUAGAGUGGUAUCGAGCAACAUCUCACCCCACGGCACCCCUGGCGCCAGUGGAUCAGGCACACCGAAAUUCGGCGCCAGUGGAGAGGAUCCGGCUUCCUACAAAAAGCCGCGUGACAUGAGCAAGCAAUUGCUUGAGAGUGCACGGAAGAUCAGGAUGAGGUUGAAGCCAGCCCUCGUUCGCGAAGACCAGGCUGGCAAUGAUUUCAAUUACCGCCGUCUUCAAUUCUUAGACUCAACCCUUCAGCGCAUGAUCCAGCGCUUCGAGGACGAAUACCCCGAAUGCAAACUCCCCCCUCCACCAUCUGAAUCCAGGACCUCCAGCACAUCACAGGCAGACCGUGACUCCUCCUAUGCCGACGCAUCCAUCCUCUCCGCCUCAACCGAGAUCAAUGGACUCGCCAAUACCACAUCGGGCGAAGAAGCCCUGGAAGAUGCAGACGAAGAGCCCUUCGCUCUCAAACUCUCGCGGACGCCAUCCAACACCUCCCUCGCCUCCAAAGCCCUGACCCACGAAGAAGGCCGCAUGCAUCGCUACGGCCAAUCCGUGUGUCGCGAGAUCGCACUUGCCACCAACCCUCGCACCGUCAACGACGAGCCGAACUCUGUUUCGCAGACUACAAGCACGACGUCAUCCGACGAAGAACGAUCGGCCGAGGCGUCGCGCUUGCGAGUCAUACAGGAACGCAUCGCCAACAUGCGCGGCGAGGAGAUUGCACAAUUCCACGAGCAGUGUCACCGUGACGGCAUGGAGAAGGCGCUGAAGGAUCUGGGAGUCACGGCGCAGGAGGUCGUGGAGCUGGAGAGGUGUGAUCCCGAGGCCUUUGAGCGCUUCAGGGAGAGUCAGGUCGCUGCGAGGUUUAAUGCCGGGUUUUGA